GCUGCCUGCUCUGCUUCUUGCUCUUCUUCUCCUUCCUCGUCGGUGGGUGUGCAGGGGAAGGAUGGUGCGGUUGAGCAACGGCCUCAUCGGGGCGCUUAACGUCAUCACGCUGAUGCUGUCAAUCCCCAUCCUCGGCGGUGGCAUUUGGCUGACCCAGCGCGCUGCCACUGACUGCGAGAGGUUCCUGGACGUGCCCCUCGUCGCGCUCGGCGUCUUCGCCUUCCUCGUCUCCCUCGCGGGCUGCGUCGGCGCCUACUUCCGCAACUCCUGCCUCUUAUGGCUCUACCUCGUCGUCAUGCUCCUCCUCAUCAUCCUCCUCGUCUGCUUCACCCUCUUCGCCUUCGUCGUCACCAACAAGGGCGCCAGCCACGCCGUCUCCGGCCGCGGGUUCCCGGAGUACCGCCUCGGCGACUACUCCCAUUGGCUCCAGAGGAGGGUGGACAGCGCCAAGAACUGGAGGAGCAUCAGGAGCUGCUUGGUGCAGGGCAAGGUGUGCAAGAGCUUGCAGAACCAGAACCAGACGUGGGAUCAGUUCAUCGACGAUAACCUCUCCCCUAUACAGUCUGGAUGCUGCAAGCCUCCAAGUGCAUGCAACUUCACCUACAUUAAUGGAACUGCAUGGACUAAACCUCCUGGCUUUUACUCAUCCGAUUUGCCAGACUGCAACUCAUGGCAAAAUGAUCCAUCCACUCUCUGCUAUGACUGCCAAUCUUGCAAGGCAGGGGUUCUUGCCAACCUCAAGCAUGACUGGAAGAAGAUUGCUGUCAUUAAUUUUGUGCUCCUCAUCUUCCUCGUCGUCAUCUACUUAAUAGGAUGCUGUGCUUUCAGGAACGACAAGGAUGUCUAUUGUUAACCUCGGUUUAACCGAUAUGCUUAGGUGAAGCUCUUCCCCAUUUCUGUUCUUGUUUCUGAUUCCUUUGUGUUACUGCUCAGGAUGCAGAUGCCAUCUUGUUCCACGUAUGAAUGGUUGUUGACUUGAUUGAGAGCUUCUUGCUCCAAUUUAUUGCUUCAUGUGGUUUUGUUAGUAUCAGUAUGAGUAGUUUUGAUCUGUCCAUCUGCUGAGUCUUUUGCU
Molecule: messenger RNA, 1072 nt
Organism: Musa acuminata subsp. malaccensis (wild Malaysian banana)
Lineage: Eukaryota; Viridiplantae; Streptophyta; Magnoliopsida; Zingiberales; Musaceae
Product: tetraspanin-7-like
Biological process (GO): auxin-activated signaling pathway
Cellular component (GO): plasmodesma; plasma membrane
Source: RefSeq, a predicted model, not a curated record